AUGGCAACUCCCGCAACGCAGUCGCUGAAGUGCGUGGUCACAGGUGAUGGUGCAGUCGGCAAGACAUGUCUCCUGAUAUCCUACACCACAAAUGCCUUCCCUGGCGAAUACAUCCCCACAGUCUUUGACAACUACUCCGCGAGUGUCAUGGUCGACAACAAGCCCAUCAGCUUAGGACUAUGGGAUACCGCAGGACAAGAAGAUUACGACCGAUUACGACCACUAUCAUACCCACAGACCGACGUCUUCCUAAUCUGCUUCUCCAUAGUCAGCCCGUCAUCAUUUGAUAACGUCAAGGCAAAAUGGUACCCUGAAAUCGAGCACCACGCACCUGGCGUACCCAUCAUACUCGUCGGCACGAAACUCGAUCUCCGAGACGACCCCGAAGUGCGCGAACAGCUGCGACAAAGGAAGAUGGCACCAAUACAGUACGAGCAGGCCGUGCAGGUCGCCAAGGAGAUCAGGGCAGUCAAAUACCUAGAGUGCUCGGCGCUCACACAACGAAACCUGAAGAGCGUGUUCGAUGAGGCUAUCAAGGCCGUCAUUUCGCCGCGACCACCACAAAAGAAGAAGUCGACCAAGUGCAGCAUCCUCUGA
Fulvia fulva is the source of this 597-nucleotide messenger RNA. Its product is annotated as Ras-related C3 botulinum toxin substrate 1. The transcript has 6 exons. Bases 1 to 597 code for a protein of 198 amino acids. Lineage: Eukaryota; Fungi; Ascomycota; Dothideomycetes; Mycosphaerellales; Mycosphaerellaceae. Gene Ontology annotation, molecular function: protein kinase binding; GTPase activity; GTP binding. Gene Ontology annotation, biological process: actin filament organization; regulation of cell shape; regulation of actin cytoskeleton organization. The record is from RefSeq and is a predicted model, not a curated record. Gene Ontology annotation, cellular component: cell cortex; plasma membrane; cytoplasmic vesicle.